Messenger RNA from Aedes albopictus (Asian tiger mosquito), 2533 nucleotides. Its product is annotated as F-box and leucine-rich repeat protein 13. Gene Ontology annotation, cellular component: SCF ubiquitin ligase complex. The record is from RefSeq and is a predicted model, not a curated record. Gene Ontology annotation, biological process: SCF-dependent proteasomal ubiquitin-dependent protein catabolic process. Bases 248 to 2347 code for a protein of 699 amino acids. NCBI's taxonomy places the organism in Eukaryota, Metazoa, Arthropoda, Insecta, Diptera, Culicidae. The transcript is spliced from 4 exons. Gene Ontology annotation, molecular function: protein binding.
AAGAGCUUCAGUCUGUAUACAGAUCACGAAGAUUAUGUAUCAUAGUGGUGCAGCUCUCAGCUGUCAUCGAUAACGAUGCUAUUUUGAUAAACGCAAUAGUCUUGAAUCGAUAUUCGCAAAAAUAAGACCGGAUAUCUUGGCUUUCCGCAUUCCACGAAAAAGAAAACUGCUAAAGGCAAGUGUUCUUAACGUUGCCAUAAAAUCAUCUGUGCGCGGAAAACAAACAAUUUGGCUGAAAAACAUCAAAAUGGAGCAGUACUACAUCGAUGAUUUUGGACCCAAAUAUAGCGAUUUGCCAAUGGAAAUCUUGGUCAAAAUAUUUGGUUACCUGAAUCCAGGAGAUAGAUUUGCUGUCGGUCUAACAUGCAAACGGUGGCUGGAAGCAACGCAAUAUCAACACUUCAUCAACGAUGUUUGUCUCAACUUUUACAAAACCCAUUUCAACGACACCACAAACCCAGUACUUUAUUUGUUGAAGAGUUUUCGAUCCUUUCAAAACGUUUGUUUUACACAAGUUGAUUUCAAUGAAACCGAGCAAUUUUUCUCCAGAUUUGGUUUGCAUAUUCAUGAGCUUAGUUUCAAGGCAUGUGAUAUUCGAGAAAAAACCUUCAUUUGUAUGUUGAUGAUGGUACCUAAUUUGCGAACUUUGAGAGUGGAAGGUUGCAGAGAACUGUUAAUGUCAGGAAGAUUAUUUGAACCUGGACCAGAUCAGCAAAUAUUAGCUAGUACAUUAGAAAAUGUAACCAGGCUUAGUUUGGGUUUCAAUCGUUUCCUGUCGGAUGCCUUGUUUAAGCGAAUAGUCCUGCUAAUGCCAAACUUGGAAGAUUUAGAUCUGACCAGUUGUUCCAUUUCAUUUCACAAAGGACUUUACCGAAAAUUCUAUCCCGGUCGUCCAGAUGAUGCCUCAGAAAACGUGUUGACAUUUUAUUAUAUUUCACAAUUUAUUGAGCGCCAAGCACAUAAAUUGAAGAAAUUGAAUUUUAGUUCAACACUAAUCGAUGGCGAUGCACUUGAGGUGUUGGCUGGUUUCAAGUUGCUAAACCUUGAAAGCUUUGAUUUGAAUUCUUGUGACCAAUUAACUAAUCCUGGUAUAACGGCUCUAGCUCAAGCAAAAACUACACUGCAGUAUUUGGAUUUUUCCAAAUCGGUACGCUUCACAGAUUCUUGUUUGCAUAAAAUUUGUCAUCAUUUGCCGAACCUAGUUUCACUGAAAGUUCGUCGCUGUCGGGCCUUAACAGAUCUUGGUAUAGUGGAGAUAGUGCGAUUGGAAAAAUUACAAGUUUUGGAUAUUUCUGAAUGUGAAUCUGUAACUGGACAAGGCAUUAUAAAAGGCAUCGCUUCAAAGUUGAAUCCCACAUUACUUGAACUUUACGUCAGUGCACUGAAUUUAUGCGAGAGCUCGGUUACCAAAAUUGCGGAAUGCUUUCCUUCAUUACGCGUGCUGGAUCUGAGCUACUGCUUCCAUUCGGUGUCAGAUCUUUGCUUACAAAUGAUAUUUAAAAAUUUGAUAUGGUUGAGACACCUGAACUUGGACUGCUGUGAUAAGAUUUCCGAUAGUGCCAUGACUGGUGUAGGAAUGUUGCAAAAGGUUCAAGAUUUCGAAACCAAUAAGACAACGGUAGCCCAAUCAGUAACACCCAGUAGUUCUGCGAGUGACGAAAUCGAUCAGAUGCCGCCAGUUCCUAGUCGUCCAUCAACAAGCAAUAUAUCAGAAGAGCCUUUUAAAAUAUCUAUCCGUAGCAAAGCAGAGCAGGAGAUCGUCAAUGAUGCUUUGCGGAAAAGAGCUAUGAUGGAGAUAUGCCAGCAGAACGAGUUCCACAAAGAUGAUGCUAGUACUGGCUACUCCAUCGACCGCCUUAAGGGAUUGCGAGUGUUACGUCUAUCACAGUGCAAUAAGCUAUCCGAUAUAUCUUUGAUGUAUGCUUUCAAGUUAAAGGAAUUGAAAGAAAUUAGCUUGGCUAAAUGCCAGCAAAUAUCUGGUGUGGGUAUAAAAUCAUUGGUACAAAACUGUCCAUCUCUCGAAGUGGUGGACCUCAGCGAAUGUCAUAACGUCAACGAUAAAGCAAUUGAAAUGAUUGCCAUACAUUUGAGACGCUUGCAGAUUUUGUCCCUUGAAAGAUGCUUCCAGCUUUCCGACUUCAGUUUGGACUACAUUGCAAUUCAUUGCAAAGCGCUGCGAUCUCUAGAUGUGAGAGGCUGUCGGAAUAUGUGCGCUGAACCAAAUCUUCGGCUAGUCAACGUGCCCACCCUUCGGACUGUUCACAUGAGCAAGCCCGGUCCAUACGUGGGUGAACCUGGCUAUUUCGUGAAGAAACCACCCCCACCACCGAUGCCAAAACGUAUUUAAUAUUUACUGUUACUUGAUGCUGGUGGAUUGUUAAUUGUUGUUUUGAUAUUGAUUAUUUAUUUUUUAUUGUUUUAAAUAUUGUCGUUGAUAAUCCAGUAUUUGUAAACAAAUAAUCCAGUAUUUGAAAACAAAUAAAACAGACCAAAUAUUUUCUCAGAGUUACAAUAAACAUGUCGCAUAUAAACU